GAGGAGUCAGACAAUCAUACAUUGCUCAAGACGGCAAACAAUCUCCCGCUGAUCUCUUAAAGGAUGGAGCCCUCUCCCUCCUCCUGUCCAUCCUUAAUAUCUGCUCUGUUACCCAGGGGAAGACCACAAAACCCAACUCUACAAAUAGCUCUUUAGACAGGGCUGCAUCUCAAAGUACGUCAUGGGCUCUUCAUAUUUUCCUUAAUUCGCUAUUUAAUUCAUUAAUGAUGUGGGGAUCUCAGGAGCUCUUGGGAAAUCAUGGGGAGACAAGGCUCCCCAAGAGCUGCCCUAGAUGGUGUCCCCCUGAGCCUGUAAAUGAGCAAAGUGUGUGGGGUCCUGACUCUGGUCUCGCAUGGCUUGCUAGAAUCCUCCCCCUUGCCUGGGGCUUGGCUGGAUAUAGUGGAGAACUAUAGCCAAGUUCGAUGGGGAAUCUGGAAAGGUCACCUCUGGACCAUGGAACAAGCAGGAGGAAAGCUGCUCUGAGACAUCCUCUCCAGGGCCGGCUCGGCCUUCUCGGGAAAGGCAGACAGGGCCCCUGGCCUUUCCAGCCCUGGUGAGCCUUGGCUGUUGGAAGGGAUUCGGGCAUCAGAAUGGCUGCUGAUGGGAAAGGAGCUGAUUUGUGCUUUUGGCAUCUCCCCAGUCUUCGGAUCCCCAGCCUCUCAGUGCUUCUCCCCCAGGGCUGACAGGCGGCCGAGGGGCUUAGCAGUGCAUGGUCUGGCCAGCCAGCCCUCCAGCCCUGAGGAGCCCACCAUGCCCAACCUACCUGGAGAUGAAGAGCAGCCAAGAGAGCCACAGCCCGCCCUGAGCCCUGCUGUCCAAGGCCCGCCUGUUGAAGAGACCGUGUGCCGAGCACCAUCUAUUGUCCUGCCUGGGGAUGGGGAUACUGCCACGCCAGAUGUAGAGUAUGAUAAAAAUCUGGUGAGCAGACCUCGCAGCCCUCGUCAUCGGCUUUCUAACCGACACAUGAAGACUUCCCUCACGUCCCUGACAUCUGUGGACAAUGCAGGCCAUAUCAUCCAUCUGGUGAACGACCAGCUGCCAGACAUCAAAAUCUCUGAGGAAGAUAAGAAGAAAAACCUCGAGCUCCUUGAAGAAGCCAAGAGAGUGAGUGAGCGUUUCCUGACCAGGAGAGGCAGAAAAUCCCGGAGCAGCCUGCCUGAUUCUCCUUCAGCCAUUUCACCAAACCUCAGUCCUGGGGCUUCUCCUGCGGCGUCCGGAAGCAGCUCCCUCAGCAGCCCACCCUCACCACCAGGCUCCGAGGUUUGUGCUGCCCCACUCCCAGGAUCUCCACUACAGAAGGGAGAUGAGCCCUCAUUUCACCUUGACCUACCUAAUGUCACCAAGGGGCUAACAGACCGAAAGCAGAAUGACCAAAGGAAGGUGUCUCAGGGACGACUGGCUCCACGUUCCCCCACUGUUGAGAAAUCCAAAGAGACGUUAUCUGAACAAAAAGAAAAUUUUGAUCCCCUUAAACACAUAGAGAACAGUACACCCAAAGUCCUGGCUUCUGGCGGAGGAGGAGGGAAAAUGUCCCUGAACAGCCCGGCAGGUGCUGGGGAAAAAGACCCAGGGAAGCAGCUUCUUAAGAAACCCAAGGAGAGUGACCCGCCCCCAAAAAGUCACCCCCAAGGCCCAGGGCCAGCUGCCCAAGGGCCCCAGGGAAAAGGCCCAGCCUGGGAGCCAUCAAACUCCAAGACCCCCUCAAAAGCUGACCUCAAGCCUUCUGGAUUCCGACCUCCUCUUCAGCGGGGGGUGUCCUGGGACAGUAACCCCUUGGAGCAGGGGCCAAAGGACAAGGUCCUCACCAAACUGGCAGGUGCAGAAGAAGAGAAACGCUUUCCCAGCAAAGGUGGCAACAAGCUCCCCAAAUCAUCAGGAUUCAAAGAUUUUCAGAUCCAGGUUCAACCUGUACGAAUGCAGAAACUGACCAAGCUCAGAGAGGAGCACAUCCUAAUGAGGAGCCAGAACUUGGUGGGCCUGAAACUUCCAGAUCUUAGCGAAGCUGUGGAGCAAGAGAGAGGACACCCCUCUGAGCUUUCCCCUGGCAUUGAAGAGGAAGAGUCCAAGAGUGGCUGCGAUGUCAUGCCCAACAUCUCUGAUGUGCUGCUCCAUAAACUACGAGUUCAUAAGGCCCUUCCUGGCAGUGCUCCUCCGCUUACUGAAAAGGAAGUUGAGAAUGUGUUUGUCCAACUGUCCUUGGCCUUUCGAAAUGACAGCUACACCCUGGAGUCGAGAAUUAGCCAAGCCGAGAGGGAAAGGAACCUGACGGAAGAGAACACCGAGCAAGAACUAAAUAACUUCAAAGCGUCAAUCACAUCUUCAGCAUCUAUCUGGCAGCCCUGUGAGCACCGAGAGACCUAUGAGAAACUGUUGGAAGACAUUGCCGUUCUCCAUCGCUUGGCCGCUCGCCUCUCCAGCCGUGCCGAAAUGGUUGGGGCAGUCCGCCAGGAAAAGCGGAUGUCCAAGGCCGCGGAGGUUAUGAUGCAGUAUGUAGAGAAUCUGAAGAGAACAUAUGAGAAGGACCAUGCAGAGCUCAUGGAAUUUAAGAAACUAGCAAACCAGAAUUCAAGUCGAAGCUACGGCCCCUCUGAGGAUGGAGUCCCCCGCGCCACCAGGUCCAUGUCUCUCACUCUGGGAAAGAACAUGCCCCGUCGGAGAGUCAGCGUGGCCGUAGUCCCCAAAUUUAAUGCUUUGAACAUUCCUGGCCAGCCUUCCAGCACAUCACCCAUCCCAUCCUUACCAGCCCUGGCUGAAACACCAAAUGGGAAAGGAAACUCCUCAGCUUCCCUGGCUCCACCAGGACUUUUAGAGAAUGGGAAGUCCAAUGGGGAUCCAGACUGUGAGAGCCCUGCCCCCAGUGCUUCACCUGCCCUGACCCAGAGUGCUUUGGAAGAGAUUAGCCAAGAGAUCAAAGCCAAAAUCGAGGAGGAGGCCUAUAACAAAGGGUAUCAAGAAGGCCUAAAGAAAACCAAAGAGCUUCAGGAACUGAAGGAAGAAGAAGAAGAGAAGACAAAUGAAAGCCUGGAAGGGCUAGAAAAGGAGGAUGAGGAAAAGGAGCUAAAAAGCAGCAAACUUGAAGCCUUGAUUCAUUUUUUACAAAUACUCUACCCCAAGCUAUGCCAGCAUUGGAACGUGAUCUGGAUGGUGGCAGCCGCCAUUCUUGUUUUCACAGUUGUCUUGGGUCUGUACAACUCCUAUCACUCUUGUACCGAACUGUCGGAGGGGACGCCUGGAAAAGCCACCUGUUCUGCCUCCCAAUGGGACUCCUGGUGGAACUCAGGCCUACAACAGGAGCAGCCCGCGGAGCAAUAAAGGAUGGCGGGACAUCCGGCUGGUGGGUGACCCUGCCCAGCGUGUCACCGGUUUCCAGUUGUUAAGCGCAGUUAGGGACACUGGUGCGUUGAUGAUCUGACAUUCCUGCUCCACUGGUCUGGGAGUGAGACGGGAUGCUUUUCACUCACCAUCACUGAUGGAAUAUGAAGUCCCAAUGAAACUGGCCAGAGGAGAGGGCAAGGAGGAGAGAGAUUUCACUUUCUCCGUGGAAUUCUGCCUUUGAGAAGAGCCCCUUCACUCAAGCAUCUAGGGGAGAAGCACCAGAAUGCCUUUACUGAAGAUCAGAUAUGGCACCGACUCUUCAACCUAUUUUCUAGGCUCUCAGUGGCUACCCAGGGAGAUUUUAGCCCAGUAGCUUCAAUGCUGAUGUCAAAGCUGGAGAGAGCAGGAAGAGCAUUGGCCUGGGGGUCUGGAAAUGUGGAUUCUCAUCCCAGCUCUGCCACUAAUUAGUCGCUUGACCUUGGGCACCUAACUUUCCUUGAGUCUGACUUUCAUUCUCUAUAAAGUGAGAAGGUUGGUUUUGAAGGUCCCUCCCAGUUCUGAUACCCUUUGCUUGCUUCAGCUUCUGGCCAUGGCACUACUCUGUACACUUCCCUCCCCCUCUGGCUCACCCUUUUUUCCUUCUUCCUAAAGUUGUUUUUCACAAGAGUGGGAGUGGUUUCUCCCAGAAGUUAAUCCAUAUUGUAUUUAUCUCGAAAUUUAAAAAGAAAAAGGAAAACAGAUAAAAAUGUUCCUGCACACACACACACACACACACACACAAUGGUAGAUCCACCUUUUGGAGGGAGUCCCCACUAACUCUAUCAUGAAGAUCAGUCUCGUAUAAAUAAGUUACCAAGUGUGCUGCAGUAACCAGUAACCCAUUUACUCUGUGAUGUAAACUGGUUCUAUUUUUUUCAAAGUAUUGAAAGCCCACUGAUUUGCUGAGAAUUUUCCAUCACUGGACACCCCUUAAAUGUCACCCCUUUUAUUGGUGAUUUUUAUUGUACCUUUGAAAAUAACCAACUCACCUCCUUCAGAAGAGUUUCCAGCAAGGAAUGAGCCCCAGGCAGAUCCUUGGCUUGAAGAAAGUAUCUUCAGCCUGACACACCUAACAUGCCCCAUCCCAUGCGCUCUCUUGGGGCAUCACCCCCACUGCAGCCCCCGGGAGAAAACAAUCCUGAAAUCUAUCAGCAGUGAGCCUACAGGAAUGGAAGAGACACUCUCAUUCCUCCCACUUGGGCCUGCCAACCUGGGGAGAUGCUUCCAAAUCUGACUGAAGGCAGAGAUAGAACAAUAACCUAUCUGUUCCUUCAAGCUUUUGCUCCUUUUUCCCUGACUUCAAUAAUUCCCAAGAUUCCAACUCAAUCUUCCUUGACUUCAGUUAUCUUGGGCAAAGAACAUCCGUGAGAAAAGAAAUCCCUCCUUCGGGAGUCUCCUUUUGCUUCCUGUGAUAUUUCUCCAUUUCUUUACAUGUGAGAGGAGGCUGAAGACUCCCGAAAUUGGUGUUUUUCCAAGGCGGAGAAGAGUUUGGUUUGAUAGCUUAGCUCUAACAGGACCCACCUGUGCCAAACUCCAUUUGUGCCCCACUCCACUCCACUUCCAACUGCUUUCCAUGGGCCAUCCUGAAUAAUGGCUGGAAACCAGCUGAAAGAUGAAGCCAAAGGCUGAUGGACCAAGGAUGUACCAAAAGGUCAAAGAGGAAGCAGGAUAGUACAAAAGAACGGGACUAUAAGCCGGAGCCUCCAGGGCUGGAUCCGUGUGUCUGUGCAUAUUAGAGUGAAUUUCCACAUGGGUUCCCAGCCCUGAGCUCAGACAUGACAAGGUAGAUCUGGGUUGUCUCGGUGUCCCCUUUGGGCCCGGAGGCCUCUGUUGUGGAGCCCUGGAAAGCAGGAAGCCAGAGAAGAAACUGAAAAAUCCCUGGAUGCAGGCAGCGGCCACACACUUGGGGCCAUGUUCCAGUGAGGGAGGGCACACCCAACAGGUAUUCCCAGCCCCAUCUUUCAGUCAAAGCCAAGACCUCACAAAAGAAAGGGGAAACAGAGAAGGAUUCACCUGGUCCGAAGCCAGGACUCUCACUGGAGAAAGAGAGAGAGAAGGAUAAGGAGUAACGUAUUUUUAAAAAGACUUGAGGGACAUAAUAAAGGAACAGGGAAAAGCCAUGAGCAAUGACCCCUGGUUGAGGGUUUUCUGAAGUGUCAGUCUCCAUCCUGAAGACGGCACAUACAUAGGCAAGGAGCUGGUGGAAACACACCUGAGUACAAGAUGGAAGUUACUACUAAUAAUCAUCAUAGUUGACAUUUCUUUAGCAUCUUAAGGUUGGCAAAGCACUUCACUAGAACUAUUUUAAUUGAUCCUCAGAACAAACCCUAAAGGUAUUGUUAUUUCCACUUUCAAGGUGAGGAGACUGAGGCGAGAACAGGUUCAGUAACAAAUUUAUUGAAAAAGCAUCUUUUGAUAUUGGAGUUCACUUCAACCUCCCUCCAAAGGAAAUGACUUCUGGUCCAUGAGAGUAUGACAGAUGGGCAUGAGUCCCUGGCUGCCUUUUGCUCCUCCUGUAGCCACAAACUGGACAACAAAUGGGUGUCCUUAUGCUUGAAGGGAGCACAUAUAUGUCUGCUGUGCUGCACCUCAUGCCUGAGUGGGAAAGACUGGUGGAGGGCACUGGUCCGGUGCACCAUGCUAUUGAAGUCCCGAGCAUCGUUAAAUCCACACAGGUGUGCCAGCCUUUUACUGAAUAGUGUCACAUACUUGAGUUUGAAAAUAAAAGUAGUUUCCAAAGCUC
Messenger RNA from Sarcophilus harrisii (Tasmanian devil), 6097 nucleotides. RefSeq names its product murine retrovirus integration site 1 homolog (gene IRAG1). The record is from RefSeq and is a predicted model, not a curated record. The transcript is spliced from 20 exons. Lineage: Eukaryota; Metazoa; Chordata; Mammalia; Dasyuromorphia; Dasyuridae. Bases 601 to 3312 code for a protein of 903 amino acids.